This is a messenger RNA of Rosa chinensis, 1072 nucleotides long. RefSeq names its product putative dehydration-responsive element-binding protein 2H. The record is from RefSeq and is a predicted model, not a curated record. The transcript is spliced from 2 exons. Lineage: Eukaryota; Viridiplantae; Streptophyta; Magnoliopsida; Rosales; Rosaceae. The coding region runs from base 303 to 887 and encodes 194 amino acids. Gene Ontology annotation, cellular component: nucleus. Gene Ontology annotation, biological process: positive regulation of DNA-templated transcription; response to stress. Gene Ontology annotation, molecular function: DNA-binding transcription factor activity; transcription cis-regulatory region binding.
UUUCAAACAAAAUGGCAAAGCAAACAUAAAACCGGAGCCGAAUAUAAAAAUUCAGUUGGGGCAAAACUCGAACGAAAUUAGGGUUUUUGUUCAUUUCCUUGUUCGUCAUUGACUCAUUGUCAACGCUUCGCUCUCCCUUCAGCUCCGAACUCGGUCUCUUCUGUUUCCAUGAAGCUAUAGCAUUCUGGUUUUCCAUGCUCUGUUUUCCCUAGCCCCAAUUGAGAGACUCAAGGCUGGGGAGUCACGGAGCAGCAGAACAAGGUAUCUCAUUGUAUUCCCUGUUCAGUACAAAUUUGGAUUGUAUGACCAAGUUGAAAAAAUUCCAUAGUAAACAGGAUGGAUCUAAUCCUGUGGCUGAGACUCUUGCGAAGUGGAAAGAGCUUAACGACAAUCUAGAAUCAUCCAAUGAUGGGAGUAAACCAACUCGCAAAGUUCCUGCCAAGGGGUCUAAGAAGGGAUGCAUGAAAGGUAAGGGAGGACCUGAGAAUUCUCGAUGUAACUACAGAGGUGUUAGGCAGAGGACAUGGGGCAAGUGGGUUGCAGAAAUCCGCUCACCAAAUAGGGGAAGUAGGCUCUGGCUAGGUACCUUUCCAACUGCAAUUGAAGCUGCUCUUGCCUACGAUGAAGCUGCAAGGGCCAUGUACGGUUCCUCUGCCCGUCUCAACUUUCCGAAGGUUACGAUCUCCAGUUACUCAACAAAUUCUUCUUGUAGAGCAACUAUAUCGGCUCCUUCCUGUGUAGUGACUUCUGCAGGUUCAGAAUCAUCAGGUCACUCUGAGGAUUUUUCGCCUCAGGAUAAGGUGAAUUCUCAUUCUCCUCACGUAGUGAACACUGAUGUUAUCGAUCUAAAUCAAAUGGAUCUAAAUCAUACUGAGGAGGAUGAAUGAAGAAUCAGUUAUUGGCCUUCUUGGGCAUAAAUGUAUAUGUUUAGUAUAUUAUACUUGGGUGAUGGGGGAGGGUUUUAGUUGUUCUACAUGGCUGAUGAGCUAUAUGGUGGAGGGUAGAGUUUGCUUUUGUAUCUUGGACAUGACUGGAGUUUUGGUAACUUAAGAUUAAGCAAUUUUCGUUUUCA